AAUUUGCACUUGGAGCUUGAUAGUGGAGAGGGCAGUGUUGACCUGCCAUUUUCCCAUUGUAUCGGAGGAGGAGGAGUUUCAAUGUCUCCUUGUCAUGAGGAGAGGGUGCAGGGGUUGACAUUACCAGUGGCGGGAAGGACGGAGGACAGCCCAGGGGUGGAGGCAGUGGUUGUGGCCAUUCACCAGGUGGACUUCGAGGGGAGUGAGUGCGUGAGCAGCCUUACGGCGGCGAUGGCGGUGGAGGCAAUGGAGGAAGUCUGGAGGUGGAGUGACAUAUGUCAGAGAUUGAAGAUGAGGAGGGGACCACAGACAACGAGCUGGCCCAACUAA
This is a messenger RNA of Postia placenta MAD-698-R-SB12, 330 nucleotides long. RefSeq lists its product as hypothetical. The transcript has 2 exons. The record is from RefSeq and is a predicted model, not a curated record. The annotation marks the transcript as partial. NCBI's taxonomy places the organism in Eukaryota, Fungi, Basidiomycota, Agaricomycetes, Polyporales, Adustoporiaceae.